AUGAAAUUAGAAUUCAUACCUUAUCAACUCACUCACACCCAGUUGAUUACAGAAGAUACAAAAGAGACUGUUUUCUUGCUAAGUGGCGGAGACAAAAAAGUUCAUCUUUAUAGAGAAGUUCAGGUUGUUAACCUUGAACAUUCCUUUAUGGAAGACCCGAUAUUGGAAUAUUUCCCAGAAUUCAAGAACAUUACAAGUAACAUUCUUUGGAUGAAUAUUGUUUACACAAAUAAUUGCAAGCAAAGAAUCACAGCACGUGGACAUCAAAGUGGUGAGAUUAUUGUCUUCAUUGUGGAGCCUCUGACGAAAGAAAUCCUGCAUGAAUUUUCUAUUGUUCACGAUGGUCCAAUCACCCGUGUUCUCUUGUUUACCUCGGAAAACAAAAUCAAUGCCCCUUCCUGCCUUGACAACCUUGGAUUGGAGGGAUCUGCAACCAAAGAUGAAAAAUCUAAUUUGGAAAGCUACCAUCUGUUGGUUGCAAGUGCUGUAGAACAAUCUGUGGUUUACCGGAACAUUCUGGAGAAUAAAUUCACUGACCAGCUUUUGCUUCCUGACAGCGACAAAUUUGACUGUGUCAUGUGUGCCUGUGCAGUUGAUAUUGACUUUGAUGGGAAAAAUGAACUUCUCUUGGGAACUUAUGGUCAAGAACUGUUGACUUAUAAAUUCCAGGCCCUCCAACCUCAGCCUCCUAGUGCCCCAGUCGACAAUUUUGAUGACAUUGACUGUAUGAAUUCAAGACGGAAGGCUUAUUCUUUUUCAGUGAGUACCAAAAAAAUGUAUAAAAGUCCAACUGUCGACAAGACACCAUCCUCAAAGACAGUUUAUAAGGAUGACCUUAGUAUGCCAGACAAUUGGACUGUCAAUACCUACUCACCUGAAACAGGAAUUAUAUCCCAUCGGCUCAACAUGCAGUCUUCUUCUCCAGGGCAAGUGAAAGACGGUUAUCAGCUGCUCUGGCGCCGUAGCUUUUCAGCUCCUGUUAUGGCUGUAGAACAUGCUGAUGUUAUGGGGGAUGGUAUGGAUGAUCUAAUAGUUUUAACAUUAAAGGGUUUGCAUAUAUUACAACCAGACUUGUCUAAAGUAGCUGAAGUCUGCCUCAAUAGACUCUUUGAUCUUUACCACUUGUCUUUUAAAUUACAGAAGGAAGACAAAUCCAAGGAUGACAAUAAACCUUCUGUAGAAAGAAAGUCAUAA
This is a messenger RNA of Acanthosepion pharaonis, 1194 nucleotides long. The record is from the annotation of a GenBank genome assembly. Lineage: Eukaryota; Metazoa; Mollusca; Cephalopoda; Sepiida; Sepiidae.